Molecule: messenger RNA, 1493 nt
Organism: Rubroshorea leprosula
Lineage: Eukaryota; Viridiplantae; Streptophyta; Magnoliopsida; Malvales; Dipterocarpaceae
Source: the annotation of a GenBank genome assembly
CUCUUGAACCCAGAAACAAACCCCUACUAUUAUCUAAAUAAAAUAGCCCCUUUUUGCACUUUGAUUGCUGCAGAAAUCCUUGUACAAAAACUAUUGUUUUGUCACUUUCCAAAGGACGGUUCAAUGGUUGAUCUUGCUAGUGCAAAGGUAAGAUCAACAAGGUGCUUCAUUGUAUCCUACGGGUAUUUCGGGUUACCCCUUUUGCAUACCAGAUCUGGUGGGGGCGAAAUUAGCCUAAAGGAAAGUAGCAUUUGCAGCAUGCCUUGAAGCCAUUUGCAGAAUGCCUUGAAGCCAUUUGUAGGUUUUCUACCCUAUUUCUCCAACAAUCUUUAGGCUAAUUUUCUGUUUGCAAUUAUGGCUGCAACUUUGCGUGAGAUGGCUACUAAUUUCCAGAAGUUAAAUCGCUUUGAUGGGGGCAACUUUAUUCGAUGGCAAACCCAAGAUGCACAUCUUUCUCACAACUCUCAACAUCAUUUAUGUUCUCACUGAUGCUCGACCAAAGGAAAAUGAGAAUGAAACUUUGCAAGAUACAAGGAAAAGGAAAAAGUGGGAGAAUGAUGAUUAUGUCUGCAGGGGCUACAUCUUAAAUGGUAUGUCUGAUUCCCUUUUUGAUACCUAUGUUCAUGAGUCUACUGCAAAAGAAUUGUGGGAUAAGUUAGAAGCAAGAUAUAUGAAUGAAGAUGCAACAAGUAAGAAGUUUCUGGUGACCAGAUGGAAUAAUUAUAAAAUGAUUGAUAACAAAUCAGCCAUGGAACAAUUUAGAGAAAUUGAAAAGUUGCUGAAUAGUUUCAAGCAAUAUGAUAUGAAGAUGGAUGAAUCCAUAGUUGUGUCUUCAAUAAUUGAUAAACUUCCUCAUGCAUGGAAAGAUUUCAAGAGAACAUUGAAACAUAAAAAGGAAGAUAUUUCUCUUGAAAAUCUUGCUAACUCUUUGAGACUUGAAGAGCAAAGUAGAGUAGAAAAUGAAAAGGAGCUGAAAGUGCAAGUCUCGGAUGUCCAUGUAUUAGAGGAAGGAACUUCAAGCUAGCCCAAAAAGCCUUUCAAGAAGGAGUAUUCUGUCAAGCAAAAUAAAAAAUUUAAGAAGCAAAAGGGUGCAUGUUUCCAUUGUGGAAAAACUGGACACUUCAAAAGGGAGAGUUAUUUUCUCAAGAAGAAAAGGAAUGCACCAGCAUUAUCACAUGAAAAAUUCAUUGCUGUGAUUUCUGAAAUUAAUCUCAUGGAAGAUGACAUUGCUUGAUGGAUAGAUUCUGGUGCUACAAAGCAUGUUUGCAAGGACAAAAGUCUAUUCAAGACUUCAAAACCUGAAGAGAGUGUGCUGUAUGUGGGAAAUUCUACAGCAGUACAAGUGAAAGGCAAAGGAACUGUGGACCUUGAGUUCACUUCUGGAAAAGUUCUCACUCUCACUAAUGUGCAUUAUGUGCCCUAUAUUCAACAAGUUUGUUGAACAAAUUUGGUUUUAAACUUGUAUUUGAGGUAGAUAAAUUUAUUCUGUCUAA